Messenger RNA from Glycine soja, 1149 nucleotides. RefSeq lists its product as uncharacterized. The record is from RefSeq and is a predicted model, not a curated record. The transcript is spliced from 4 exons. NCBI's taxonomy places the organism in Eukaryota, Viridiplantae, Streptophyta, Magnoliopsida, Fabales, Fabaceae. Bases 161 to 700 code for a protein of 179 amino acids.
UGUUCUUCUAUCAGAUUCAUACUAGCUCAAUUUCUUUACCUUAAAUAGGAUUGCUCUGUGCCCUUUUUUCCCUUCCUCUUGCCCUCCCAGCUUCGCUGAUUUCUUCGUUUGGAGGAUACCCUCAAAGGUGUUCUACUGUGAAAGUUAGCCAAUUUUGAAGAUGAAUUGUUAUAAUCUUCAGAAGAAUGCCUUCUCAGCCUGUGAAGAGAUGAGAGGCUCUCUUCCCAUUGCUGAUCAGAAUGGACCUGUCUUUUGCCCUAAGCCACGCCGAGCUGGGGUUUUAAUGAACUUGCCUAUUCGACCAGUAAAAUGGCAUUUAGGUCAACAAGCUGAGGGGUCUGAUUCAAAAGCUGGGGCAGAACUACUUGACAUUGUUCUCAAGAGGGACAUUGUUCUUAAGAGGGAGAGUUAUGGGGAAGAAUUUGCAAAUCAGAUACCUUCAUCUCCUCCAUAUUUUUGUGGUUCUCCUCCAGUUCGGGCUUCUAAUCCCUUAAUCCAAGAUGCUCGAUUUGGAGACGAAGAGUACUCUCUUAUAUCAACAAUUUCAUCGCCUUCAGGUUUACUGUCUCCAUCUUCAGCAUCUCGCAAAGCAGGAUGUGCUAGGAUGAAGUUUGGACUUAAACCGGCUGCAGUUAGAGUAGAAGGAUUUGAUUGCCUCAGCAGGGAUUGCCAGAAUUCCGGCAUCCCUGCUGUUGCUUAAACUCCAUUCAUAGAAGUGUAUAUAGAAGAAGCCAAGUGCCAUUACUUAUAAAACGUGACUUAACUAGAGAGAGUUUUGAAUGUUUCGGAGGGAAGUAAGAAAUUCAGUUAGUUGUGUAUAUAGCAAAUGCUUUUUUGUAUGGUGAGGUGAAUCAUCUCAUUGUGAGUAUCCGUGGCAAGUUUAGGGAGCUGCAGAAAAAGCAAACCUUCUGUUCUUGAAGUUUGAUGUGUAGAGAGCAUGUCUUUUUGUAAUAUAAGGAGGUUGUAUCGGAGUGUCUUUUAAACCUUUUAGGCUAUCACCGUAAGAGUGUUCUGUAUAGGAAUUGGUGAUUUUGGUUGUCGUCCCUGUAAAUAUAUUUAGGUGACUUUGCAAGUAUGUCUAUUAUAUUUAGUUAUUCAACUUUGUUUUCUGUUCCCAAAUGCAAAUUUUUAGUACCCAUUUUAAAUUUA